ACCACCUGAGGAAGGUUCCAGGGAAGAACCCCACCCCCACUCCAACCAGGUCACAAUGGCUGGAGCUCUGAGGGGCCCAGGCCCCCAGAGUCAGGAGAAGAGGAGGAAGUCCAAGGAAAGAUGGCUGGCAGUCACCCCUACUUCAACCUGCCUGACUUCACCCAGCCAUCGCCGCCCUCCACUCCGCCCAGCCUCCCCUCGCACCAGCGCUGCUGCCGGCCCUCCGAUGCCACCAAGGGUCUGCUCGUGGCCCUGCUGGGUGGGGGCCUGCCUGCUGGCUUCGUGGGCCCCUUCUCCCGUAUGGCUUACCAGGCUUCCCAUUUUCCCUCACUGGAGCUGCUCAUCUGCCGAUGCCUCUUUCAUCUCCCCAUUGCCCUGCUACUUAAACUGCGUGGCGACCCACUGUUGGGACCUCCUGAUGUCCGAGGCCGGGCCUGCCUCCACGCCCUGCUCAACGUCCUCAGCAUUGGAUGUGCCUACAGUGCUGUUCAGGUGGUGCCUGCUGGCAACGCUGCCACAGUUCGCAAAGGCUCUUCCACUGUCUGCUCUGCUCUCCUUGCCCUCUGCCUCGAGAGCCAGGGUCUCAGCGGCUAUGACUGGUGUGGACUAUUGGGCAGCACCCUGGGACUAAUCAUCAUUGUGGGACCUGGACUAGGGACACUGCAGGAGGGGACCACAGGCCUCUACACUGCUCUGGGCUAUGUGCUGGCUUUCCUGGGAGGCCUGGCACUGUCACUGGGGCUUCUGGUCUAUCGUUCCCUGCACUUCCCCUCCUGCCUGCUGACAGUGGCCUUCCUAUUUGGCUUGGUGGGGCUGCUGGGUUCUGUGCCAGGCCUUUUUGUGCUGCAGACCCCUGUGCUGCCUAACGACCCUCUGAGUUGGAGUUGUGUGGGGGCAGUGGGGAUCCUUGCCUUGGUCUCCUUUGUGUGUGUGAGCUAUGCAGUCACCAAGGCCCACCCUGCCCUGGUGUGUGCUGUCCUGCACUCUGAGGUGGUGGUGGCCCUGAUGCUGCAGUAUUACGUGCUCUAUGAGACUGUGGCACCUUCUGACAUCAUGGGGGCAGGGGUUGUGUUGGGCAGCAUUGCCAUCAUCACGGCCCAGAACCUCAGCUGUGAGAAGGAAGGGCAGGUGGAGGAGUGACAUCAAACUUGAGAGCCUGGGGGUUGGGGGGGCAGGGGUAAAUAGAGACACUGAAAUACAAAUAUGGGCAAAUCAGUGACUGGAAAAGAACUGGUGUGGGAGAGGGACACCUCUUGGAGUCAAGGGUGACUUGGGGAGAUGGUGGAGAGAGGGAGUAUGUGGAAGACCUGGAAACAAGUCUGGGGACCAAAGGAUGUAGAGUCUAGGCCAUGUCCUAGGAAUCAGGACUUAACUAAGGGAUAAAGUCUGAGGAGCAGAUCCAAGGGGUUGAGGCAGGCAGGCUGUGGGCCAUGGGGAGGACUUCCCUCAGCAGCAGAGCAUUGGGGCUGGAGUGUUCCCGGGUGUUAGAGUGAAGACAGAGCAAGCAGCUGCACUGGGGGAGGGAAUUCCCGCUGGGCCACGGUUUCCUUUCCUCAUGGUUGCGACCCACCUUGGGGUGGUAAUGUGACAUUGACAUCAAACAAGGAUUACUCUGAAUGUG
Molecule: messenger RNA, 1621 nt
Organism: Propithecus coquereli (Coquerel's sifaka)
Lineage: Eukaryota; Metazoa; Chordata; Mammalia; Primates; Indriidae
Gene: SLC35G6
Product: solute carrier family 35, member G6
Exons: 2
Coding region: 121-1140 (339 amino acids)
Source: RefSeq, a predicted model, not a curated record